Messenger RNA from Neolamprologus brichardi, 1623 nucleotides. RefSeq names its product protocadherin gamma-A11-like. Gene Ontology annotation, cellular component: plasma membrane. The record is from RefSeq and is a predicted model, not a curated record. Gene Ontology annotation, molecular function: calcium ion binding. NCBI's taxonomy places the organism in Eukaryota, Metazoa, Chordata, Actinopteri, Cichliformes, Cichlidae. Gene Ontology annotation, biological process: homophilic cell-cell adhesion.
GGGCCGCUGUUGGCCAGUGUGUUGAUAUUUCAGGGCACAUUUAAAGAGAAACCUCGCUCGCCAUGAUGAUAUUACAGAGAGAAAGACGUCGUGUUCAAACGUCGGAGAUCAUUUUAAGUAGAGCCGUUUUCAACCUUUCUUUAACCGAUUCGAAUGGUUUCGGAGUGAUGUCUAUGUUUUAUCACCUGUGAGGGACAUUCGGUAAUUGUGGAUAGUAAUUUUUUCCUGCUAAUUUUCCAGGGGAACAGUUCGAACAGAACAAUGAAACGGCAAGCGCUGUUGUUUUCCUUGGUCUUUUAUCUCGGUCCAGUCAUCUGCCAAAUCAGCUACUCUAUUCCCGAGGAGAUGCCGAGUGGCUCUUUAGUCGGUAAUAUUGCCCAGGAUUUGGGUUUGGAUACAAAACGACUGAAAUCUGGAAGAGCUCGCGUUUAUACUGGAGACGGUGUGGAAUAUAUUGAGCUAAACGGGGAACGCGGAUUUCUUCUAAUCAAAGAGAGGAUCGACAGAGAAGCGAUUUGCAGGCAGACAACACCUUGUGCUUUACAUUUUCAGAUCAUUUUAGAAAACCCUAUGGAGUUUUACAGUGUCACAGUCGAGAUUAUAGACAUAAAUGACAACCCCCCUACCUUUGAGAAAAGCGAGGUAACCUUUAAAAUCAGUGAAUCUGCUGUAAUCGGAGGAAAAUUUGUUCUGGACAGAGCAAUAGAUCUUGAUGUUGGCAAAAAUGGUCUUCAGAAAUAUGAGCUUAAACCUACCGAUAAUUUUGUACUGAAAGGGGACAGUCAAGGUAGUGGAACGGAAAAGGCUGAAAUGAUUUUACAGAAGCCUCUUGACAGAGAAAAGGAAGAGUCGAUAUCACUAGUUCUAACAGCCUUUGAUGGCGGAGAUCCGCAAAUGUCAGGUACAAUUCGAAUUUUCAUCACGGUAUUAGAUGCUAAUGAUAAUGCGCCUGUCUUCACGCAGUCCACCUACACAGCCACUGUUUUUGAAAACGCCCCGGAAGGGACAGUUGUCACGAGUGUUAGUGCGUCAGAUGCAGAUCAUGGAUCAAAUGGUAGAAUAAAGUAUUCCAUUACAAACAGUUUAGAUCAAGCGCAUGCCUUGUUUCAGAUAAAUGAAGAAAGCGGAGAAAUAAAAUUAAUUGGAAACAUUGAUUAUGAAAAUGCACGAAAUUACCAUAUUAACAUACGUGCAAGUGAUGAUGGUGGACUUACAGAUUCGUGCAAAGUUAUUGUUGAAGUGGUGGAUAUAAACGACAACAAGCCAACGAUUAAUAUAAUGUCAAAAUCAAAUAUGAUAUCUGAACACUCUAAAACUAACACUGUUGUUGCGAUGAUGAAUGUUCAAGACCCAGAUUCAAAUGAAAACGGAAAAGUCCACUGUUUUAUCAAUGAUAAUACACAUUUGUCUAUUAAGGCAGCAUCUAAUAAUUUCUACAGCUUAGUAACAGACAGUGAUUUAGACAGAGAGAGAGCCUCUGAGUAUAACAUCACUGUGACCUGCUCUGAUGAGGGAGUGCCCUCCCUCUCCAGCAAAAGGGCCGCUAUUGGCCCGAGUAUGGCAGCGUUCGUCAACGCUGAAAAAUGUACCUCCCCUUUAGAUUUCCACACUGGUAGACAAUGA